Alosa sapidissima (American shad) is the source of this 6947-nucleotide messenger RNA. It is a transcript of the gene ctdsp1, whose product is annotated as CTD (carboxy-terminal domain, RNA polymerase II, polypeptide A) small phosphatase 1. NCBI's taxonomy places the organism in Eukaryota, Metazoa, Chordata, Actinopteri, Clupeiformes, Clupeidae. The transcript is spliced from 6 exons. The record is from RefSeq and is a predicted model, not a curated record. Gene Ontology annotation, molecular function: RNA polymerase II CTD heptapeptide repeat phosphatase activity. Bases 254 to 4234 code for a protein of 1326 amino acids.
AAGACAAAGCCAUCCAUGAUUCUAUUGAACACAUUCUUGGAAAACAACAUGGCUGUUAGCAACUACAGACAGAUCAGGUGGUCAAGAUGCUCUCGGGUGUCAGUUUCAGAUUUAUGCCUUACUUCAGCUUUUUAUAGUGAUUUGAUAUUCCAGGAGUUAUUUGUCACGUCUCUGUAGCCCCCCAAAAUAAAUUGGUAGGUCUCCUGAAGAGGCGCUGGGUACUGAAGCUCAGUCUAGUUUUGACCCUCCUGUCAUGUCAACGUGUGCUCUACUGCUGGUGUCUCAGGCAGCCUGUGGGCUCAGCGAAUCUCCCCAGCCCCCACCACAGUUAGACCUUUCAGAGCACCGCAUGCCGUCAGGACACUGCCUGCUCUCCGGGGAGAGCAACACACUUGGGAAAUGCAUUGAGCACUUUCAAGCUGCCGAUUUUUGCAGUCAUUUUGGAGCUGGAGGGAAAUUUUCCCAGUUUUUUGAGUCUUCUCUCAGGGGUGAAAUUGUGGUGCAAAGUCCACCGAUCAGACAAAAUAUGCCUGAGGAGAACUGUGUAGACCAAACUAAGGUCUCUGGACAAGAGGAGCACAUGGAUGGAAAUGAGUCUUUCGAUGAUUAUUGUGAACUUUGCUUAAAUUCUGUGGAUCAGAGCUCUUUUGAUUCAGCCGAAGUGCAAGGACUAAGUAAAGCCGUGGAGCACAUUUGUAAACACUACGAAGCUGGUGAAGUACAGUUAGAACAACAUGUUGGUAUACCAGAGUUCCCCGAUCAAAGUCAUGGUACAGAAACCUUCCGGGUACACAGUGAGUCCUCUCAAAUGAGUCAAAAUGAGGAAGUGUUCUUUGGAAACAGGUUAUGCACUAAUCUUGUAACUAUUUCAGAGGUUUCAGAGCAGUGCACUGAACAGCACGAACAAUUUGAACAAAUUUUUAGCACAGCAGAGCUGCAGACUAAUAAUGUUGAAUCUUCUCAGCAAACUAGGUCAUUUGAACAUGGUACUGUGCUUGGUGGGACAUUUGAACUUGAUUCUGAAUUAAGUACAGUUUCUCAGGAGCUCAUGUACUCAGACAGAGGUGGGCCUUUGCACAGUGAGCUUCCUGAUCCAAAUGUUGAACACACAGAGUCAUUUCAACAAUGUGAACCCUGCACACAGUGCAGUGGCUCUGAACAACAGGCAGUUUAUAUCGAGGUGUCAGAAAGUGAAGUGUCUGAGAGUGCUUUUGAAAAGCCCUCCAAACGUGACCAGGAAGCUGCUGCUGCUGCUGAUGUCUUCCAGUCCUCUGAAUAUAGCAUAUCAGUAGUUGACUGUGAAUUAGGCGAACACUCGACAUCCACUGACCUCAAAGCUGAAAACUGUGAAAUGUAUGGCACAUUAGUUGAACAGCCAUUUAACAUGUGCGACAUUGCCAAACAGCCUGUGUCCAGCGGAAAACUAGGUAAUUAUUGUGCAUCUACAGAGAGCAGUCAACAUGCACAACUCUGCAACGUAAACACGUUUUUUAAAGAACAGAUGCUUCCUGAUGCUAUUGCGGCGGAUGAGUGUCAGCCGACUGAAAACACUGCUGAACACUCAAAGACCCCUGAACAAUGCGAGACGUCCGAGCACUUUGAGUUGGCUGAACAAUGUGGCUCCCUUGAUAGCUGUGCUAAAUACUAUCGCGCCCACAAAAUAAACAAGCCAUGCCACCACCACAGCUCUCACUGUGAGCCGCUCACAGAGCAACAGAAAACCCGGCGCAAUUCUAAAUGUGAUACUUUGCUCACUGGAUCAAUGGAUACUUUUGAAACCUUAUGGCUCUCUCAGUUCUUAAUUGAACGUAGACCAGAUGCUUCAUCUCUAAAAGAAUAUGAGUGCUGUGAAAACUGCAAUCUCUGUGAUCGCUCCUCUGAAGACAUAGAGGUGAGUGAAGACCGACUUAGUCCUGACCAGUGUGAUGCUAUACAAUUGGAAGAAAAAGUGCAGUCUUGUGGUCACUCCUUUGAGCACAACAACAGUGAAGUCUCUGUGCAUUGCGUUACUUCUGAAGAGAGUGAGACUACAACAUGCAGUGCAGUAUCUUAUCACAAUGAAUCCUCACAGCAAAGGAAAUUGUCUGGGACUUGUGUAGAAUCUCAAGGGGACGAUUUAUAUGAUGUCUGCACUGAUACCCAAUGUGAAAUACACAAGGAUCUUGAUUUCUUUCUUGAUCAAGAUGGACUCUUUGAACUUAAUUCCGAGGAAGGCAGUGAUAUUAGUAGAUCUUACAAACCUGAUGUGGAUUCUCUGGAUGGAUUAAGUGAAGGGGAUGACUAUCACCCCUGUAACGAGAAAAGCCAAGACAGUUCUGAAACUGAAGAAUCAUUUAAAACCUGCUCUGAUGGAAGUGAAUCUGAUGAAAACUGUUCUGAGUCCUCUUAUAACAGUGAUAAACUAUCUGAAGAGGCAGAGAAUGACCACUUUCCUAUCCAGGAUGGGUCUUUUGAUGGGUCUCCACAUGAUGAUAAUCAGGAAGGUUACUUGCAUUAUACAGAUGAUGGAGUGCAUGAAUUCUCACUGGAAUGUGAAAAUCAAUCCUGUUCUUAUUUGUGGACGGCAGAAGACCCUGAAAGUGCUGACCUCUGCAGUGCAGACGGCGAUGUUUAUGAGGGUGAAAGUCAUGAAUCCAGUGUUGAAGAACGGUACACUGAGGAAGAUGGAAGUGAACCAGACUCAGAAGGAGACCGUCUUGAACCCCAAAUAGAUGAAGAAGGUCCUAAGGGCCCUGUGGGAGCAGCUGAAGUUUCUGAAGACAGCCCAGUGGAAAAGACGGAGCAAGAAGGUCAGCUAUUGGUAUCCCCUCCUGAGGAGAAGCUUUCUCAACCUGCCAUUGGAUAUGCACUUUAUCAAAGUCAGACUUUAAGACUGUUCCUGGAACGGCGACGACUGUCAGCGGCUGAAGCCUAUGGGCACUAUGGUGCAGAUUUUUGUAGUUUGGAUCUAAUAUUCGAUCCCUGGGCCGAAGUGGAAACCAAAGACAAAGAACCCAGUGAAGUUGUUGCUGAAGCAGAAAAAGAAAGAAGUGAAUCUGGCUCUGUACAGGAAGACGAUUCUGAGGUGCAUCGUAAGGAUGAACCUUCCGUUGAAUGUGACGAGGGUAAAACGCCUAGUCCAGAUAACUGUGACCAUCAUGGGCUUAUCCCUGAUAUUAUUUUCUCUGAAGUACUGGAUGAGAACAAAGAUGAAGAAAUUGGAGAAUUGUAUGACACAAAUGAGGGCCUACUCACUAGCCCUGAGAUUCCUUAUGGUAUAGAGGCCUCCGAAACCCCAGAGCCGCUCUGCCCUAAAGACACCGCUGAGGCCGGUGAGGAACUCUCAGAUCUGCUCACGUCCGAACAAGGAGAGUGGGACUCUGAGCAGGUUGAACAAGCCAAGUUACCUGAGCCUAAAUGUGCUGAGUCGGUGAUGCCUGAAUUACUGUUGUCUGAUCUUAUUACCCAACAGACAAAGCCCACUAAGAACAGUGUUGAUCAUGCUAAGACCUCAGAAAACAAUGUUGAAUCCACUGAACACUCUGAACACUGUGCAACACAUCAAUUCUUUAAGCUGGCUGAUGAGAGAAAGACCCCGGAACCAUUGGAGGAGCCUGAAGAGAUUGAGUCUGAGGAUGAGGAUAUCCAAGAGACCUGUCAGUGCGAGUUCUGUGUCCCAACAGAGGAGGUCCCAGCCAAACCACUGCUCCCUCAGAUUAAAUCGAAAGACGCGGGGAAGAUCUGUGUAGUCAUUGAUCUAGAUGAAACACUAGUCCACAGUUCAUUUAAGCCGGUGAACAACGCUGAUUUUAUCAUUCCAGUUGAGAUUGAUGGGACUGUUCACCAGGUGUACGUGUUGAAGAGGCCCCAUGUGGAUGAAUUCCUUAAACGUAUGGGUGAAUUGUUCGAGUGUGUGCUUUUCACCGCUAGCUUAGCGAAGUAUGCGGAUCCCGUAUCAGAUCUGCUGGACAAGUGGGGCGCCUUUCGCAGUCGGCUCUUUCGAGAAUCAUGCGUAUUCCACCGUGGCAACUAUGUCAAGGACCUAAGCCGCCUAGGCCGAGACCUGAAUAAGGUCAUCAUUGUGGACAAUUCCCCUGCCUCCUACAUCUUCCACCCAGACAAUGCUGUGCCUGUAGCAUCCUGGUUCGACGACAUGGCCGACACAGAGCUACUUGAUCUCAUCCCGUUCUUCGAGAGACUGAGUAAAGUAGACGAUGUGUACGCUGUCCUGAAACAGCACAGGACUACAAGCUAACGCGACCACAGUGGCAGCUUUCACCUCGGGGCCAGGGAGGCCUGCUUGGGCAUGGGCCCCACGCUGCUUCCCACGUAAAGGACCAGCGCCUGUCUCGGUCUGAAUCACUUUACCCAGAAUUCCAUUCACAGGACAUUUUCUAUUGGCUGAGAGAGAGAGAGAGAACAGCUGGUAGAUCCUUGGUUUGGUUUUUAUAGAGAUGGAACUGUGGGACUGCUUGAUUAUCAAAAAGAGAAACAUGAGAGUUGCAUUGAUAAUUUUAAUACUUCAACAGGUGUUAUUCAUCCUUUUUGGUUAAUAGAUUUUUCCCCCAGACACGUUUGCGGGAAGCCUGUUUAAAGGAACUGUGGGAAUUAUUCAAAUAAGUACUAGUCUUUUCUGUUAUGUAAGCAGUGAAUAACCGGGUACUUGGGGUUUUCCAUGAGGUAAACUGCCCUCAUUCCCUCUUUUGUAAAAUUGAGUUUAUCUCAGAAGCCCAAGUGAGGACGGAACAACGAUGGCAAUCAUGUCAGGUUCUAUGCUGUCUCUCAUAAUUCGCCAAUUUUUUUAAAAGCAAUAUUUAUUCAUCUUUUACCUCUUGACAUGCUAUUUUUUCCUAAUCUUUUUUUUUGUCAAGAUCUCCUAAUACUGCCACAAUCAUCAUUCUUUGUAGCAUUUUCUCACCGCAGAGAUAAGUGCGUAUCGAUGUCAGAAAGGGAAAGUGGCGUGGUUCCACUGUAGUGCCAGCCUCUGCUGUCAGCUCCCCCCUCGAGGUUAUAAACAAACAAUCAGAAGCAUUUGUUACCCUCACAUAUAUGCCUUAUAUCUUGCCUUAAAAAGUACCCUUUUGUAAUAUGACAAACAAUUUUAGUUAUUAGUUGCAAGGUAAUGUAGACUGUGUUAAAUAAAUUCCAAGAAUAUGUGUUAUUCGUGAUAUUAAUCAAAGCAGAAAGAUACUGGAAUACUUUAAUACUAAUUAUUACACAUACUCUACAAAUGUUCAGUGCAUUAACCAUGUUACUUCUCACAAAAUUUGUGAAAUGCAUUAACUGUUGUCGGUCACUCGUCACCUGAUUUGAGACCUGGCCUGAGAGAGGGUUGUGUGGCUGAUUGGAGAGCUCCCUCCCUGAGAGUAAAUUUGUCACCUUGCGGCCGAAUCGGUCAGCCGCUUGUCUGCCUGGACUCUUGUGUUGAAUGGUGGGGGGAGGGGACUCACAGUCCCGUCAAAGGUUCUAUAUAUGUAAACUCAUGUUAUUGAAAUCUGAUGCAAAGUCCCGCAAGUGCCAAUGCAAGUGGGCCCGAGGAGACUCUCCUGUGUGGGAUGAUGAUGUUUUUUUUGUUGUUGUUGUUGUUGACUUUGACUGUUGGGGUGAGAGCACAAAAAUGUGUUGGUUGUUUUUAAAAUAAUGCUACUUUUGUCCAUUUAUACAUUUUUAAAUGUUUUAUUUUUAAUAGAUGUUAUGUUGACAACGCAGUGCCUUCAUGCUCUUAUUACGAUGAUGCUGAUGAUAAUGGUAAAGAUGAUGAUGAUGAUGAUGAUGAUGAUGAUGAUAUCAGUACUGUGCCAAGGGGAAAGACUUGUAAUCCAUAAUGGUUUCAACAGCAGUAUGAUUAAUGUUCGGUUUCGACAAGCACAAUGGCUUCCUCCAUUCUUUUCAGUACUUGAAUCUGACCAUUUAUCUGCUUUUAAUUUUUUUCCUCUUUUAAUCUUUGACAUAGCAUUGAAUGUAAUAUGCUUUGUAUUUCAGCAACAAUCUAGGCCUUGGUGUUGAUGUCUCAAUAGACACUUAUAGGUUAGGACCUUCAACACGUAAUUUGCAAAAAAAAAAACAUAUAUAGAUCUUAUAAAAUGGUACUCAUCAGGAUGAUUAAUUUCUGUACAUGAAAUUUAUAACGCUCCCACUACAAACUUGAGAGCUUGUGGAGCUUUAUGUUGAUAUGUAGAACACUUGUUUGAACUGAAUGCUGAUAAUCUGGCAGUUGGACUCACAUUGGACAUGCUUUCGGAGCGCAGAGUUUGGUGUUCUCAGUAUCCAGUAUCUGCCUCCAUGUAUACACAUCUGUUUAUAUCACGUAUAAUUUGGGAUCGUCAAAGUCAUUCCCCUCCAAGCACCUUCUUAAAUAGAUAAAUAGAUAAGUAAAUAAUGGAAUCGUCAUGGAGACCGGGGGCUCUGUAAGGGUCACUGAAAGCCCCUGUCCGCAUGCAUCCCCGCCUACUGCACACUGACCUUUGCACUGCAUUUAAAGAGACGAUGUGCAGUCAGCAUGCAGGUUACUGUGACCCACUUCAAGUGGCAGGUUACAGCCAGGUUGUGAAAUCGCAAUGUAAACAUUGUGCCUUCUGCUGAGGCCUUUAUUGUGCACUUUCGUUUCUGGAUAAAAAAAAAAAGCGUGGGAUCAGUGUUUGUCUUCAUGAACAAAACGAGAACUUUUUUCAGUUCUGUUAUUGCUCCUGUCUUCACACAUGAUGCAGGGUGUAAACUCCCCAAGGUUAAAUAAAUAUUCAAUUGUAUGAAACCUAUCUUUAGUAGAAUAUUUAUGGAAAUACAUAACAUAUUAAGAUAUGAAAUAAAACAAUCAGUAUUAAUACAUUCUGUUCUAUUUUCCGUUUUCCCACCUUGGUUUCUCUCACACAGGCCUUAUGUCUCUGGUUUCAAGCUCCGAUCUGUCCCAUUGCUCAAUGACAAUGAUUUUGUAAGAAGUCUAAAGCAAAUCAAGUUCUAACUGUAUGACC